GGGCCCCGCCUGCUCCGCCGCGGCCGUCGGCGGGAACAGUUCCGGGUCCGGGGUGCGCCGGGGGCAGGCGGGGGUUGGCGUCCUGGCCAUGGCCGGCCUCUCGGACCUGGAGCUGCGGCGGGAGCUGCAGGCCCUGGGCUUCCAGCCAGGACCCAUCACCGACACCACCCGGAACGUCUACCGCAACAAGCUGCGCCGCCUGCGGGGCGAGGUCCGGCAGCGCGGCGAGGAGCGGCUGCGGGAGGAGGCCCGGGCAAGGGGCGAGGAGCGGCUGCGGGAGGAGGCCCGGGCAAGGGGCGAGGAGCGGCUGCGGGAGGAGGCCCGGGCAAGGGGCGAGGAGCGGCUGCGGGAGGAGGCCCGGCUGCGCGAGGAGGCUCCGCUUCGCGCCCGGCCCGCCGCGUCCUCCCUGCGGUCGGAGCCCUGGCUCUCCCCGCCGGCCUCGGGCCUGGCCUACGCGACCUCUGGGGCCUACGGCGACAUCGGGGCCUCCUCCGCUUCCUGGUCCAGGAGCCGCGGCCUCGCCUACCCACCCCGCCCCGCGCAGCUCAGACGCCGCGCCUCGGUCCGGGGCAGCUCCGAGGAGGACGAGGACUGCCGGCCACUCGACAGGGCCGUGCCGGGCCCCGGCCACGGAGUCCGUCGGUGGUGGGCCUCGUCCCCGGCCCCGGUGCGGCCGUCCUCCGCCCUCCUCGGUCCCGACCCGCGCCCGGGCCUGCGGGCAACGAGAGCGGGCCAGGCGGGCGCGGCGCGGGCCCGGCCCGAGGUGGGGCGGCGGCUGGAGCGCUACCUCUCCCGGCUCCUGCUCUGGGCCAGCCUGGGGCUGCUGCUCGUCUUCCUGGGCAUCCUCUGGGUGAAGAUGGGCAAGCCCUCGGCGCCGCAGGAGGCGGAGGACAACAUGAAAUUAUUGCCAGUGGACUGUGAGACAAAAACAGAUGAGUUCUGUCAGGCCAAGCAGAAGGCGGCCUUGCUGGAGGUGCUGCACGAGCUGUACAACUUCCUGGCCAUCCAAGCGGGUAAUUUUGAAUGUGGAAAUCCAGAGAAGCUAAAAAGCAAAUGCAUUCCUGUAAUGGAAGCCCAGGAAUAUAUAGCAAAUGUGACCGGCAGCUCCUCCGCCAAGUUUGAAGCCGCACUGACCUGGAUACUGAACAGUAACAAGGACGUGGGCAUCUGGUUGAAAGGGGAAGACCCGUCCGAGCUGGUGACCACGGUGGACAAGGUGGUCUGCCUGGAGUCCGCCCGCCCCCGCAUGGGUGUCGGCUGCCGCCUGAGCCGCGCCCUGCUCACGGCCGUCACCAAUGUGCUCAUUUUCUUCUGGUGCUUGGCCUUUCUGUGGGGGCUCCUGAUCCUCCUGAAAUACCGGUGGCGGAAGUUGGAAGAGGAAGAGCAGGCCAUGUAUGAGAUGGUGAAGAAGAUUAUAGAUGUGGUCCAGGACCACUACGUGGACUGGGAGCAGGACAUGGAGCGCUACCCAUACGUGGGCAUCCUACACGUGCGUGACACCCUGAUCCCGCCACAGAGCCGGAGACGCAUGAAGCGGGUCUGGGACCGGGCCGUGGAGUUCCUGGCCUCCAACGAAUCCCGGAUCCAAACAGAGUCCCACCGCGUGGCCGGAGAAGACAUGCUGGUGUGGAGAUGGACUAAGCCCUCUUCCUUCUCUGACUCAGAGCGAUAAACCCUGGGCGGGGCCUGUUCCCAAUCAGCCUGUCCCCGGCCAGUCCCCUCCAGGGGCGUGAGAGGGCCACCAUCCUGCUGGUGCUGAGUUCACACUUGCCUUGACUAUCACCCUCCUCCUGACCCUGGUUCCAAAGGUGUCUCUGUGAGACUCUUCAGAGACAAGCUUUCAGAAGGAAAGCGUGGGCUUCCUCGAAAGGCCAGGGGAGAAGGCCAGGUGGGCAGCUGCCCUCUGCGUUGGUCCGAUCCUCUCUGCCCCAUUUUGCUGGCAGAAAGGGGAGAAGGGUUUUUCAUGGAAAGAUAAAAGCUCAGCAGCCAUGAGCCCCUGCAGAGCAAGUGUGCAGCUGGGUGUGUGGAGCACGCGGCAGGGAGGUGGGCCCCGCGCCCGUGGGAGGUGGGUCGGGGUGGUGGCUGGGACGGCAGGGGUUGGGGAGCAGCUUGGUCAUGUGCCUUCGGGGGGUGUUACGUGGGAGCUCAAGGGUGAGGGGAGAAAGCCUGUCCUCUAGCUGGAUUGGGCCUCUUACCCCGGAGGGGUAAGGUGCUAGAAAUUAGAACAAGUAUUGUAGGAGAACUGUCUAGACACGCGGCCCCGGACACACGGGGCCUCAGGUCGGGAGGAAUGAGCAGCUAGGGUUGCCCCAGGAGGAGCCUGGAGUCGGCGACGAUGCGCCCCCCAGAGCGGAGAGGAGGGUCGAGCCGCCGCCAGCCCCCAUCUGGGCGGCCCCACCGGAGGCGACCUCCCCAGUCCAGGCCUGCAGACACGGCGCAUCACCGGAUCGCGCUUCAGGACCUGGGGAUCCUCGCACUUCCUAUGGGCGAAGAUUGCCUCGUUUACGGCGACCACGCCUCCCCACCCCACGCACUUUGGCGGGAACUUCAGCCAGUGGUUUCAGUAUGCUGGGUGCGGCCGCAUCUCCUCCCUCUGCCGGCCACCGGGAGCGACCCCGCUGCGCGGACCUUCGCCCGCCCGCCAGAGCCUCCCCAACAGGCGGAGCGACCUCCGGAAACCUACGCGGGGACCUUACUAGUUAAGGGCCGGGAGCCUCUCCAUUAGAGCAGCAUCUCCACAAGUUCUCGUCCGCGUCGGGCGGGAGAGGGGGCGAGACGAGGAGACGGAACAGCUGCCUCCAAAAGGCAUGAAGCACCUCUCUCUGGUCUUAUUGGUAUUUUUUGUUUUCUUAAUAAAGCGCCAGUCUCUCUCAUUUGAGCAAUACUCUCUCUCAUUUCCUCUGAUGUCUGGGUGAUCGGCGGGGCCGGAAUCCGAGCGCCGGCGCCGUGGCAACGCAACAGUCUCAUAAUCAGGCUCCAGCCAGAAGAAGAAACUGCAACAGGCUUCACUGUCAGGGGUGAAACUGUUGGAUAAAUAAACUAUUUAUUAAAAAUG
This is a messenger RNA of Lagenorhynchus albirostris (white-beaked dolphin), 3055 nucleotides long. RefSeq names its product LEM domain nuclear envelope protein 2 (gene LEMD2). The record is from RefSeq and is a predicted model, not a curated record. Gene Ontology annotation, cellular component: nuclear inner membrane. Gene Ontology annotation, biological process: negative regulation of BMP signaling pathway; nuclear envelope organization. Lineage: Eukaryota; Metazoa; Chordata; Mammalia; Artiodactyla; Delphinidae. Gene Ontology annotation, molecular function: chromatin DNA binding. Bases 89 to 1672 code for a protein of 527 amino acids. The transcript is spliced from 9 exons.